CGUUUAGAUUUUGAAAUAUAACUUCCUUCUAUUGGUUUACAAAAAAGAUCCUAUACAGAAGGACACAUUUCGUCGCUGUCUCUUUUCUGAACAUGAUUCAAAUGCAACAUUUUCAGUUAUGGAUUUUACUGCUGCUUCAAGUAAUAGCACUGCCAUUUUAUGCGUCCGCAACUGGUCUUGGUGUUCUGUCAAUUUUAAAGCCAACCAUCCUUGGGAGGAAUAUCACGUUGCAGCUCAAUCUAUCACAACCGCUCAAAUCGGAGCAGUUCGCUGAGUGCGCAUUGAAAAUAAUGUUUGAUGGACAGACAACGCUACAGACAAUCAACAAUUCAUAUAGCAGGUUCGAAAACGACGGGGUAAAGAUGAUUGAGAUAGAUAGUGCGAGUGUGAACAAAAGCUGGGAAAAGGCUUUUCUUCACGUUGACUGCAAUAAGAACAAAGUGUCGAACUACGUCCUUCUAGAAUUUCAAGGCGACAGACCUGUACUUGGUCCCCUAUGCGCAGGGCUUAACUGUACCUACUGCCUCUGUGUCAAACCCGGAGACAAGAUUAAAUGUAUUACGUCUAGCACCAAGGUCACGCUGUGGAUUGGCAACAGAACACUACAAGGAACAUCAGUUGACAGCGAUUACACAUAUAUAUCACACGAUGCCAUCAUGGAGGAAGACCAUCAGAUAACAGCCUUAUGUUCAGCAACCUAUGACAACAACUCAGUUCUUAACACGUCUGCAUUCGUUUACGUUUACAUACCUCCGAAAGACUUCGUGCUGUUUGUACCAGAAUUACUAGAAGACAGCCAUGUGAACAUAACGUGUAUUGCCCGCAGAGGAAGACCAUCACCGAUGCUAGAAAUGUACUUGGAUGGCGAGAACAUCACAGGUGUGUCUCAACAUGACGUUUUUGAUGAGAACACUAGCACAUACACAAGUGUAUCCACUUUGAGAUGGGCUAACAGAACGUGGGACAAUAAGAACAUUACUUGCAGGCUGUUUGUCAGAAAACCGGACGGUAAAUACGUAUUUGAGAGAUCGACGAGCACAACGGUGAAUUAUAAAUACCGACCGGCAAUUCUAAGCGUGUAUGUGAACAAGACAUGUGGACAUUCUGAGGAGGUUUGCUUAACGUGUUUCGUAAGAGGCAAUCCACUUGCCAACAUCUCUCUAAGAAGACCUGGGCAAAACAUUGCAAUCAUUGAGUGUCUGAACACCACUGAGUGUAACAUAAAAAUAUCAAAGUCUGCUAUCAAAUCGUCAGAAUAUGAAUGCAUGGCUUCAAACUUGAUUGGAACGGCACGCCAGACAAUCACCAUUCAAGACGAUUUAAAAGUAAAAGACACACACAAUACCACAGAGGUUUCGAACCUGCUGAAGUCCGUUAUGAUCGGAGUGGGGGUUUCUGUGAUGUUCGUAUCCACAGUGAUAGGUGUUUUCUUCAUCAGGGAAUUUAAAAGACGCAAAGAAUUGAUGCCGAAACUAAUUCCUGUAAAGGUUGUUUGUGGAAACACUACACCACAUGAUGAUCAACCAGCGACAACAGCACAUACAGCUGCUAAAGAUGAGUCAAAUGAAGUUAUGGAAGCAACCGCAAACACGUAUUCCAAUAUUAAAGUUGCUUACACAAACCGUCGAGAGGCUCCGGUUGCCGGCCCUAGUAAACCUGAACUUGUUUACGCCGAUAUUGACAUCAUCUUUCUCGAAACAAAGCAGAAAAUGAUUAAAAAAACAAACAAGUACGUGCCUACUGAAUACACGAGCGUACGAGAACUCAACGCCAAUAUACCAGAUGAAAAAGUCUGUGCUCAUACAUAAUGCAUAAGCAGAAAAUGUAUGUGUGUAUAAUAAUAUAAGAGGACAAAUUACUAAGCGCCCAUUCAGUACACGAGUGUGAGAGACUACUGUUAUACCUGAUGAAAAUGUCUGUAUAAAUAAAUAAAACAAACAAACACAAUUGCUGCGUGUCCACUGAGAACUGGGUUUGAGAUAAUUCAUCACUGACUAACAAACCUGUAUCAGUACGUGCUACGUUUGUACCAUCGUUGCCAAAGGGAUUUGUAGUAUGAAUGUUUUUGUGUCUGCUAGUUCGUAUUUUAUUGUUAAAGUAAUGAAUACAUGUGUAUAUACGUUUGUUGAUGAUGGUAUUCUAUUAGAGUUGAUCUUUUUUAAUUUUUGUAUGCGUGAUCACACAGACAAAUGCGUUUGGUGAAGAUUGUGAUCAUAUCUCUGUACGUAUAUGCUGUUUGGUUAAAGUAAUAGUAAAGUUAUCAAUUUUUUCAGUUCUUUAAAUCAUGAGUAUAUAUGCAUGAGAGCUGUCUUAGUAAGUAUUCAUCAGGAAUUUAGGCCCGUCUGUAUGUCUGUUUGUGUGUAUGUGCACACAACGUUAUCCGACAAAACAAACUACAUAUUUAAAUUAUCAACAUUCACAGUCACAUGCUUUGUUACUCAUGAUGUAAAAUAUGCAUUAGCAAUUUUUGUAUAAUCAUACAUUAAAUUUGCUAAAGCGA
Dreissena polymorpha is the source of this 2500-nucleotide messenger RNA. RefSeq lists its product as uncharacterized. The record is from RefSeq and is a predicted model, not a curated record. Gene Ontology annotation, biological process: heterophilic cell-cell adhesion; homophilic cell-cell adhesion. The coding region runs from base 93 to 1808 and encodes 571 amino acids. Gene Ontology annotation, cellular component: adherens junction. NCBI's taxonomy places the organism in Eukaryota, Metazoa, Mollusca, Bivalvia, Myida, Dreissenidae. The transcript has 10 exons.